CAAUCCAGCCCCGGCCGUGCUUGGGGAGGGAGCUCGAACAAGGAAAAGAGACGGAGAGAAUUUCCUCGGGUUUUGUUUUUAGGGUUUGGGGAGAAUUUUUUGACCUUUUCCAUCCGAUGAAUGAAGAGUAAAGGGAACCAGAAUGGGGUGGCGAGUAGCGCUUUGAGAAAAUGGAAGAGCAUGUUUGGAGACGCGUAAAGUUGCCUUUCAAGCUCCAGCCUCUGGGGCACGCGAUGCUCCUCGGCGGGCUGACUCAGGGCUGCCUGGGCCUCCCAGCCCCCCGCCUGGAAAUGAUGCAGGUCCAGUCAGUCACCUGGAUCCCUGCAGCCCAGCCCGGAAUCCGUCUGGACUGAGGGAGGGGCGAGAAUCUGGCACCAAGGCCCACCAAAGAGGGGCGAAAAGAGGGAGAUGGGGCAGUCGCUCAGGCUAAGUCCUAUAUCUAGUGCUCUGAUCCUAUCUUAAAUAGUUUGAGGGAUUUUUUUUUUUAAUGCAAAGCGUCACAACGCCAGGAAUUCCCAUAUGUGCCCAGUUUGGCCCCAGCAUCACUGUAUCCAGGAAACUUCUCCAAUCCUCGGGGCUGGGAAUCUCAAGUGAAUUCCAACCGGCAGAAAGAGGAAACUUUCCCAGCCCGAUGCGGGUGUGAUGCGAGUCAGGAGACCGGGCGUACGCUGUCCCAGCGCAAACUGUCCCCUCUCGCCCUUCUUUAGCUGCAACCGGAGCUGGAAUUCGCUUUUAUUUUUUUAAGUCCGUUCGGCCAUUGCCCUCGAGCACCCGCACACGCGCAUGCAUCUCCGGCCGCGCUCUCACACACUCACACACGCACGCAAACGCGUGGCCGCCGCCAGGUCUGCAACUUUGUCAGGCGCUCCCAGCGGCGCUCGGCUUCCUCCCGUAGUAGUUGGGCACAGGCCACGCCUCCCGACCGUGUUGUCAAACGGGCGGGGGUCUCGGAUUGGUCCAGCCGCCGGGACAACACCUGCUCGACUCCUUCAUUCAAGUGACACCAGAGCUUCCAGGGAUAUUUGAGGCACCAUCCCUGCCACUGCCGGGCACUCGCGGCGCCGCUAACGGCCUGGUCACAUGCUCUCCAGAGAGCUACGGGAGGGCGCUGGGUAACCUCUAUCCGAGCCGCGGCCGCAAGGAGGGAAAAGGCGAGCGAGGAGGAAGAGUGGGAGGAGGAGGGGAAGCGGCGAAGGAGGAGGAAGAGGAGGAGGGGAGCACAAAGAAUCCAGGUCUCCGGGCGGGAGGUUUACACCAAGAACCAUGUGUGCCGAGCGGCUGCGCCAGUUCGUGACCCUGGCUUUGGUGUUGGCUACCUUCGACCCGGCGCGAGGGACCGACGCCACCAAUCCGCCCGAAGGCCCCCAAGACAGGGGAUCCCAGCAGAAAGGCCGCCUGUCCUUGCAGAACACAGCGGAAAUCCAGCACUGCUUGGUCAACGCUGGCGAUGUGGGGUGUGGUGUGUUUGAAUGUUUCGAGAACAACUCUUGUGAGAUACGGGGCUUACAUGGAAUUUGCAUGACUUUUCUGCACAACGCUGGAAAAUUCGAUGCCCAGGGCAAGUCCUUCAUCAAAGAUGCCUUGAAGUGUAAGGCCCACGCUCUGCGGCACAGAUUCGGCUGCAUAAGCCGGAAGUGCCCGGCCAUCAAGGAGAUGGUGUUCCAGUUACAGAGGGAAUGCUACCUCAAGCACGACCUGUGCUCUGCCGCCCAGGAGAACACCCGGGUGAUGGCGGAGAUGAUCCACUUCAAGGACUUACUGCUGCACGAACCCUACGUGGACCUGGUGAACCUGCUGCUGACCUGUGGGGAGGAGGUGAAGGAGGCCAUCACGCACAGCGUCCAGGCUCAGUGUGAGCAGAACUGGGGAAGUCUGUGCUCCAUCUUGAGUUUCUGCACGUCGGCCAUCCAGAGGCCUCCCACGGCGCCUCCCGAGCGCCAGCUCCAGGGCCACAGGGCCAAGGUCUCCAGGGGCCACCACGGCGAAGCAGGUCACCACCUCUCGGAGCCCAGCAGUCGGGAGACCCGCCAAGGUGCCAAGGGCGAGCGAGGUAGCAAGAGCCACGCAAACGCCCACACCCGGGGCAGAGCGGCCGGCCACGGGGCCCAGGGAACUUCUGGAAGCAGCGAGUGGGAGGAUGAACAGUCUGAGUAUUCUGAUAUCCGGAGGUGAAACGAAAGGCCCGGCCGGGAAAUCUUUCCUCCACGCCGUCCAUUUUCUUCUCUCUGGACAUUCCAAAACAUUUGCCAUUAAAGAGGGGGGAUGUCACACGCAGGAUGUGAUGGGGAUUGCGGACUUGAUGGAGGUGUAUGUAAGCGGCAUGGACAGGUGAAGCGGAGACUCCCUGGGCGGCAGCGAGGGCUCGGUUGUGCCCGCUGGGUCCCGCACCGGCACACCCCGAAGGGAGGGAGCCACCCGGCGUCCUCAUUGCAACUUUGCCUUCUUUCCAUCCGCGGAGCCCCUGGGCGGCAGCCUGCGGUUCCCUCUGCUGUGGGAGGCGAUGGGGAGGGGCGGGGGUGACCCCCGGGGCUGGAUCGCGGCCCAGACCGCAGCUUCUGGUGCUGUCUUGGUGGAGGGCAGCUGGAUUCCGGUUUAGGAGUGGGUGUGAAAAUCUCCCUGGGAAUGGGAGAAGGGUGGAGAGGAAGCAGGGGCCGUGUGGGUGCUUGGCCAAACCGAAUCCAGUUUCUUGCAUGGGACCUUGAGGUUUGGAGCAACUUGGGAAGGGGCGGGUGAGGGUUCUAAGUGUAAUUUCUGAGCCAUUGUUCUGUCUGGGGCACCCUGUCCGAGGGAGUGGCCCCUGUGUGUUUGUAUUUUAACCACUGCUUCAAGUCUCGAUUUCACUUUUUUUUUUAUUUAUCCAGUUACAUCUCCCUAUCUGUCGUCUAAAUAAAUAGCUUUCAAAC
Orcinus orca (killer whale) is the source of this 2903-nucleotide messenger RNA. RefSeq names its product stanniocalcin 2 (gene STC2). The transcript is spliced from 4 exons. Gene Ontology annotation, cellular component: extracellular region. Bases 1264 to 2172 code for a protein of 302 amino acids. Gene Ontology annotation, molecular function: hormone activity. Lineage: Eukaryota; Metazoa; Chordata; Mammalia; Artiodactyla; Delphinidae. Gene Ontology annotation, biological process: intracellular calcium ion homeostasis. The record is from RefSeq and is a predicted model, not a curated record.